Molecule: messenger RNA, 2290 nt
Organism: Cololabis saira (Pacific saury)
Lineage: Eukaryota; Metazoa; Chordata; Actinopteri; Beloniformes; Belonidae
Gene: hnmt
Product: histamine N-methyltransferase
Exons: 7
Coding region: 188-1120 (310 amino acids)
Molecular function (GO): N-methyltransferase activity
Source: RefSeq, a predicted model, not a curated record
AGAACGCAAACACUCGCACCUGAAACGGUUAACCACAUCUUCUUGGAGCCCAUUCCACAUUUCACACGGACCUGGGGGGCGUGCGCGUGUUUACUGGACUGAUUUUCUGUCUCGUUCGUCUCGUAAAAGGGAAGCUGGUUAACUGGUGGGAGGGCUUUCACUCUCCCCACGCAUAUCCGCGAGAGACAUGUCGGGAAGCAUGUCCUCCGGCCUGGAGAGUCUGGUUCGUGAUGAUGACAGGUACCAGAGGGCCUUCCAGCUGUUCCUGCAGCGCUCGUCUGAACACCGGUGCAUGCAGGACUUCAUCCACACCACGCUGCCGGACAUACUGGCCAGCAUUGGAGAUGGAAAACCCCAUCUAAAUGUCAUCGGAGUUGGAAGCGGGGCUGGUGAGAUUGACCUGGAGAUGCUCUCUGAACUCCACAAGAAGCACCCGGGGGUGACGGUGGAUAACGAGGUGGUGGAGCCCAGCAGCCAGCAGCUACACAACUACAAAGUCUUAGUGUCGAGGAAAGCAGCAGACCUGAACCACAUCAGGUUUACCUGGAACAAGAUGACGGCCUCGGGCUUUGAGGAGCACUGGAAACUCAACAAGAUGACAAAGAAGGCAGACUUCAUUCACAUGAUACAGAUGCUGUACUACGUGAAGGAUCCCUCUGCUACCAUCCAAUUCUUCCAAAAUCUGCUCAAUAUAAAUGGGAAGCUCCUCAUCAUUCUCGUGUCUGAGAAGAGCGGCUGGGGAAAGCUGUGGCGGACCUACAGGAACCAGCUGUGCAACACUGAAAUAAGUCAGUGCGUGACCACCGGUGACAUUAAAAGCCUCCUGGAGUCCAAGUCGGUGAGCUACCAGAGCUACGAGCUGCCGUCCCAGAUGGACAUCACCGAGUGUUUCAGUGAGGGGGACGAGAAGGGAGAGCUGCUGCUCGACUUCCUCACAGAGGUGUUGGACUUCAGUAAAACAGCUUCUCCUGAGCUGAGAGCCGGAGUGCUGGAGCUGCUCCGACACCCCGACUGCAGCGCAGCCUCAGACGGCAGGAUCAUCUUCAACAACAACCUGGGAGUCAUCGUCUUAGAUCAGAAACCUGGAGACUCUGCUGACGCCACAGAAAAGCUCUAUUAGAUUGUUAAUGGCUCAAUGACCAAUAAGGAUUUUCAACAGGUCAAUUUUAAAAUCAUAAAAAACAGAAUAUCUAUAGCAGUAGUUCAAACAUUAAGAAUGUUGUGUACACAUAAAUCCAUAUAAAGAUUUAAAAUUAAGUGAUUUCAGAGUUUUUUGUCAAGAUGAAUUGGCACUAGCCUUAAAAAAGGUCAUGUGGUGCAACCAUGAUUUAUAUUAAAAUACAUUAAUUUCCUUAACAUAUUGACAUCUCUUUCUUACAAGUUUUCAGUAUUAUACAAAAAUGGUUGUUUUUUUAAUGAUAUUUCAUAAAAUGAUCAUCAGUCAAACUUUGUUUGUAUAUUAUGAUGGAAAUAUGAAUAUAAAUGUGUAUAAAUCUUACACACUACAAGACACUUCAGAAAUCAUGUCAGAUAGAAGAAGAUUGAUUUAAAUACAUUUAAAGUGAUCAAACUUAGAGUUUACAUUUAGAGUUUCAAAACCAGAGUCCUGGUCGGACGGUUGCACCACAUGACAUUUAGACGCUUAAAACGACAACAAGAUCCCAAAUAACUAGUAUUUUUUGUAAAAUUGAAGUGAGUCCAUAUGUGGGACAGGUAGGUCAUGUAUAUGGUAUUUUUUUAUCCAUUUAAACCUUUUUUGAAUUGAAAAAAAAUCUGUUUUUCAGAAAAUGUAGGCGUCACGUCAUUGACCCAAAUAUAACUGUUGAAUUAUUUGAACACGGUGGAAAUCAUUCGUCUGGUUUUGCCUUUUAACUCCUGUGAACACCAAGCCUUCAUUUAUUUGAUUCAGUAAAUAGCUAAUAUUAGAUUGUUAUUCCUUCACCACAGUAUGAUGAUAUUUUUGUGCAAAAAGAAACAAAUGUCUUAGAUGUAUAGUUUUUUCAUCAAAUGUAUGUUUUUUUUCCAUUAUUCACUGAAAUAUCCCCGAAUAAAUCAGAAACAGACAUUAGUUUCAGGUUUUAGCUUCAUGUAAAUUUGAAUUGGCCAUAGCCAGUACUGGGGAUGAGGGGGAUGAGGAGGGAUGAGGGGGGAUGAGGGGGGAUGGAACCCCCCCUGAAAUAAAAACAGUCCAAAUCAUCCCCCCUGUAAAACUGCCAUCCCUCCUUUCCAUCCCUUAUGUCAUUUCAUCAAUGAAUGUGGUUUUACUGCUAUUUCAACAUUUAGAGUCAUC